Messenger RNA from Polypterus senegalus (gray bichir), 1027 nucleotides. RefSeq lists its product as uncharacterized. Lineage: Eukaryota; Metazoa; Chordata; Cladistia; Polypteriformes; Polypteridae. The transcript has 7 exons. The record is from RefSeq and is a predicted model, not a curated record. The coding region runs from base 168 to 797 and encodes 209 amino acids.
AUCAAAACCACAUCAGUUUUUCUGUUCUUUUGGGCGAUCCCAAGUUCACUUUCCUUCAGAUCAACGUGUGCUUGUCGAUGAACAGUCUGCCGUUGCUGUUAUAAAUAUGACUUUGAAAGUAACAUCAUAAGAACCUGCCGUCGCCGUUAAUUCGCAUUUCUUAACCUAUGGACAUAAACGGGUUUCUGCAUUGCGCCUCAGUAUGGAUUCUGUGGCAUGGAUUUCUCUGUGCUCCUUUGCUGAGUUUUUACUCGUCUGGCUCAGACGUGUCGGUGUUCUGUGAACACACCAACACUACGAUCUACUGGUUCAGACUGCAACACCCAGCGGAGCUCCCGGUGCCGCUACUACACACAUACGGACCAGGAGACAACUCGGUAUUCCGCAACCUUGGGACCUCAGACAGAUUCUCGGUGACACCGGACGGCACACUGGUCAUCGGAAACGCGACAGAGGAGGACAAGAACUCCUACUAUUACUGUGUGGAGAAAGACAAAAAGUGCGAGAUCAUCUUUAGAAACGUUACUAACCCUUCAAGGAAAAAUAAAACAGAAGUCAAAGAACAGACACACCUUGCAAAAGGAAAUGAAAAUGGGUCAUAUCAUGAAGGUGUGAAAUUUGUUCUUGCUGUUUCAUUAUUUUUCAAUCUCCUUUUCUUGGUAUUGAUAGGCUGCAUGACCAGAAAAAGACUGAAGUGCUGCGUGUCAAACAAAAGCGAUGCUCAGAACACGGAGAGAACACUGAAAAGUGAAGAUAUCACAUCAGUGUAUGCCGUAAUUAGUCACAAACCUAACUAGAACUGAGAAAUGGACAAACGUGACGUGUGUGAAUACAACAGCAGACAAAUAGGCUGGAGCUGCACCUCUAGAUAACUAAGUGAGGUUUGUGCUUUAACUCAAAGCCACGCUUUCUCCUGCAUUUAUCUAAAAGUGUCCCAUGUUAUCUUGUGUUUUGGCAUCAUCUUUCCUUUGUAACCAGCUGAACAGGAAACUCGCUCUGCAAUAAAAUGAAUUGACUUAAGUGUAAA